GCCCGCGGAGGCGGCGGGAGCGCGGGCCGGGCCGGGCCGGGCCGGGCGGGAGGCGGCGGGGCCGAGCCGGGAGGGCAGAGCCGCGGCCCCGCUGCGCCCGCCCCGAGGCCGGAGGGAGCAGCAUGGCAGCCAGUCUCUGGAUGGGGGACACUGUUGAGCCUGGUUCAUGCAUGCCUGCUGGUUUUGAGUGGCAUCGACCCUCUUAAAUGAGUCUUCUUUUUGAAGUCUGGAGCCAUAUAUGGAUGAAAACUUUGUUUCAAGAGCCUUCGCCACCAUGGGAGAGCUUGUACUGAGUGUAAAAAUCAUUCGAAACAGGUUGACAGGAAUUCCAGCAGGCUAUUGCUUUGUAGAAUUUGCAGAUCUAGCUACUGCAGAGAAAUGUUUACACAAAAUCAAUGGAAAACCGCUUCCUGGUGCUACACCGGCAAAGCGAUUUAAAUUGAAUUAUGCAACGUAUGGAAAACAGCCCGAUAACAGUCCAGAAUAUUCACUUUUUGUGGGAGACCUGACUCCUGAUGUGGAUGAUGGGAUGUUAUAUGAAUUUUUUGUUAAAGUUUAUCCAUCGUGUAGAGGUGGAAAAGUUGUUUUGGACCAGGCAGGAGUGUCCAAAGGUUACGGGUUCGUGAAAUUCACGGAUGAACUGGAACAGAAAAGAGCGCUGACGGAGUGUCAGGGAGCUGUGGGGUUGGGCUCUAAACCUGUUCGCUUGAGUGUGGCUAUACCAAAAGCUAAUCGUGUGAAAUCAAUGGAGUACAAUCAGAUGUACAACUACAAUUAUAACCAAUAUUACCAACAAUAUCACAACUACUACGCGCAGUGGGGCUACGACCAGAACACAGGCAGUUACAGCUACAGCUAUCCUCAGUACGGAUACACGCAGAGCACAAUGCAGACAUAUGAAGAAGUUGGGGAGGAUGCAUUAGAAGAUCCGACGCCUCAGUUGGACAUCCAGGAAGCAAAUAAACAGUUUAUGGAACAGAGUGAAGAGCUCUAUGAUGCCUUGAUGGACUGUCAUUGGCAGCCUUUGGACACUGUCUCGUCAGAGAUUCCAGCCGUGUUAUAGCCUCAUUGCUGAGGCACUGUGUCCGUGUGACAAGCCCGCCAGUGCGCUCCGGACUAUUCUGCUGCACCCGGAUCCGGCAGCAGGGAGGGGUGGCCCUUUCUCCACCCACGUCUGCUGCUUGAAGUAGAGGAGGACUGUGGCCUUUCCUGUACAGAAUGAGUAUCGUAGAAGCAUCAUGGUAACUUUUAUUCAUGGUGAAAGUUUUACGACGGUUUUAUUCCUUUUGUCUUGAAAUGAACUCUUAAUACUUCUUGGGAAUUGUAAUUUAUAAACUUUCAACGAGAUGGCACAGGGGAAAGACUCUACUCCAACCUACAAUAAAAAAGUUGGUCUUUUAAGUAAAAUUACCCUUUGCAUUUUGGUUCCUGCCCAUCUUUCUGUUUUGCUGCCUGUUUACCCAUCUUCAGUCACUUGAUCCAACUCUCAUAAAUGUGUUCUUUAAAAAAAUCAGCGUUGGAUACCACUAAAAUGUCUCAGGAGCUUUCUAGUGACUGGCUCCCGGCCACUAUUGCAGCACCCGAAGCACCGAAGAGACUUUUAUGUGGAGCUACAAAAGAGCCGUGCACCUGGAUUUGUAGGGUGUGUGUUUCGGAAUCCAAGUUAAACAAGAGUGUGGGAUUUUGUUUCUCCUGGAUGGCUACAGGAAAAGCCCUGAUUAAUUCCCAUUAGCGUAACACAAGGACUCUGCAUAGUAAGAGCGCUUCCCUGUGGAUUGUCUGCUCCCACCUGUCCAGCAGUAGGAAUUGCAGCCUCUUCCAGCGUUUGCUCCGGAUCGUGCGCUACAGAAGAGACUGGUGUGAGGCUCCCAAGCUAUUCCAGGAGGUUUCAUUAGGGCUGAAAGCCAAAGAUGGCAGACACGCAGUGGGAUUGUCUCUGCUCCGUCUUCUCUCCAUCCAUCUUCUCAUGAUGGGCCAAGGUCUGCUGAGCAUUGUUGCUUUUCGAUAUUGCUCUUUGGGGAUUCUCCCUGUUUUGUGUUUGGAAGAUUCUCUUCCCAAAAACUUGAUGUUUACCAAGGUUGGGUAAAUUUUAAGUGCAAGUUAUUUUUGUUAUGCUGAGCUCCUGGUUUCUGUCUUGCUUUAGGAUUCGGCAGGGAGAUUUCUAGCUCCAAUUUGCAGGAGUCACUGUGCCAAGGAGCAUUCAGGCUGCCUGGGGAAUGACUGGGCAGCGCAGCUCCAGGAACCAUGGAGGAGGUGGUGGACAGGACCAGCUGCUUGCAGCCCAUCCCCACCAGCUUUGACAAGGGCUGUUUUUAGAAGAGCUUGGUCACACAAGGUUUGGGGCUCGUUUCCAGGCGGAUUUCUGCUUUAAAUAGCUGCUAGGCUUAUUUUGUUGGGAACCUGGCAUGUUGGUGGUGGGGUUACCAGCUUGAAAGGCAAUUCCUGAGCACCAUGAAUUUUUCCAUGUGUGAAUCUUGCACAGAACAAAUGGAAAACUGUUUUUCUCCCUGUCUCCAGGGCCAAAGGACGGGGAGCAGGCAUGAUGUUUAAGAUCUCCCUUCUCAACCUGAUCUCUCGUGAUGGCUGUGGCUUCAGCAUUGGUAUCUGAAGAAGUUUCAGCAGUCACUUUUAAAUCCUUCCCACUGGUUAUGGAUCCUGAGCCAGAAACCUGACAGAGAAGCUACCUGAAGCUCAAGACCGCUCUUCCCCAGCGGCAUCCUGGCAUGGGAGGUGAUCCUGAUACACGAGAUGGCUGAUGAUCCUCAGCUUAGCUGCCUUGGGCAGGGUUGCUUGGUUGGAGCUCACUGAGUCGAAGGCCUGCUUGCCAAUAGACCCGAGGAUUACUUAAUGGAAAAGGCUGCGAGUUGCUGAGCUGCUGGCCCUGAUGGAGGGAUUUGGUUUGCUUUCCUUAGUGCCUGGAUCGUGGGGGAAGCUGUGAGACGGAGCAAGUCUAAGGAGAACAUAGAGCUGCGAUGCGCUGGUUCCUGAGGGUUUUCGUGCUGCCGUGCAAGAUUUAGUUCUCUUCCAGCCCUCUCCUGCAGAACCGGCAGCUCCGCACGGCCGGAGCCUGGCUGCAUCCUGAGCUGUGAGCUCUCCCUGAGUGGGAACAGCCGCUCCAGUGCUCGGCUCACCCACACCACGGGGAGAGGGAAUUCAUUUGGCUUGGGGUGCUGCUCAAGCUCCCACUUGGCAUGGAAGAAUGAUCUUUUCCGUGGAGUUUUCUCAGGAGAAGACCUUGAGGGGUAGAACUGGAUGUGAAAUACUGUGAGGGUGAAUAAACGCAGUCAC
Molecule: messenger RNA, 3288 nt
Organism: Cuculus canorus (common cuckoo)
Lineage: Eukaryota; Metazoa; Chordata; Aves; Cuculiformes; Cuculidae
Gene: TRNAU1AP
Product: tRNA selenocysteine 1 associated protein 1
Exons: 16
Coding region: 239-1063 (274 amino acids)
Biological process (GO): selenocysteine incorporation
Cellular component (GO): nucleus
Molecular function (GO): tRNA binding
Source: RefSeq, a predicted model, not a curated record